GCAGCUGAUGCAUCACUGCAAAACAGGUUAAAAGGAAGAAGAAUAUAAGAGGAAGAGCUGUUCAAAGUAAGUAAAAGUCUCCAUGUAUUCUCUUUCUCCAUUCGUACAAUGAACAGCGCACAACACGUCAAUCGUUUGAACUAAAUUUAGAAAAACUUGUCGAUGCAAAUGUCUAUCCAUUGCCUUUUUAAGGCGGAAAAAGCUAGUGUGACAAGCCUUUGUUAUCUAGAGGAGGAAAAUAACCUGUUGUUAUAAGCAAGGGAAGAUAACCGGGCCUGGAAGGAUCUUUUUCCCUAUUAAGAAUUCAAAAAAGGCCCUGAAUUGAGAUCAUACUUUCAUUGAAUGUUGCUGCUGCUGUUAUUAGCAAAUGUUCAUCACAGCUUAUAUCACGAUUAAAAGUUGAAAGACGACCGACAUUCCAGUAUUUCCCUUCACCAUACUUUUGCUGGAUAAUGAUUCAUAUGAGAGGCAGAGCUUCAGACACCAGGCAGGCUUGAAUCAAGAAUUUCACUGUUAAAAUACAAUAUUUUUCAAACGUCAGAAGUCAUCAACUCAGCUCAGCUCCCUUGCUUGCCAAGAUGCAUCAAUACACGCUUUUAGUAUCGUUUUAUUUGUAUUUGGACAAAUUGUUUCUGUAAACGUUUUUCUUAACAGCAAUUGCAACUUCUCUAGAAGCUAGUGAAAAUAUAUGUUACGUUUUUAAAGGAUCUGCAGACCGCAGACACUUUCACUUGCCCGUUAACAAAGGAUCAAAACCCAACUCACAGAAGUUCUCAUACGAAAAUGAGAACUUCCUCUUUGAAAGAGAUUUUAAAAUGUUUCGGUGAUAAUACUGACAAACAAAAGGAACAAAACUUGGUUAUUUUAUGUAAAAUCUACUUAAUUCCUGAAACAAUAUUUCCGCAAUAAAACUUUGAUAUGGCUACGCGGCCUCUAUGACUAUAUUUGGAAAUCCUUCUCGGCUGCAGGAAAAUGUUUGGUCGAUUGGGCAGAUUAGUGUUCAUGAUUAGAAGCUCGAACACAUUAAUGUCGUGGAAAGGGUUUUCAGAGAGAGGUUCACGUGGGGCUCUAUGGUUUGGUUACGCUUUGGUUUAACCAUAGUCUAUAGAAUUGGGACGGUCUGGAAGCCUUUUGUUCUUCCCGAUGUCAUGUUUUUGUUUACGAAAAAUGCGGUCACGUGGUAUCGAACGUGCACACACUAGUCGGGUUGAAGAGACGCAUGUUAUGAAAAUGCUUGUGCAUGUUGCCGGCGAUCUUGAUACAUAUUCUAUGUUUGCAUAAAUUUGCUCGAAAAUAACUGCUUAAGUGCGAGUCAGGGAUGCCUGGCGAUAAUUGUGCCUUCAAUCAAUGCGGUACAAGUCGAAGAUCGAAAGGAAUUGGGCUGUUCAAACUGCCAACUCCAAGGCGUUCCGACGAUGUUGAGACGAAGGAAUGGCGAGAAAAAGUUUUGGCCGUUCUGAAAAAAUAUCGUGUAGAAGAUGAAGGUUUCAAGCGUCAGCUAGCUGCUAAUACACUACACAUAUGUGAAAAACAUUUUCGUCCGGAAGAUAUCGAGAUAUAUGAAGGUGAGAAAAUGACCAAGAGAUUUUUGAAAAAAGGAGUCCUGCCUUCAUUAAACAUGCCAGUAAAAUCGUUUCACUUUACAAAAACAAAUUGUGUAAAAAGAGAACCAAGGACAGUUGUUCAGUCAAUUCCAAUUGAAGACAAACAACAUUUCUACUACAAGUCACUUCUGGAGCUAAAAAAGCGAGUUGGAAAACUUGUUUUAAAAGAUUGGUGUGUUGCAGAGACUGAUAAUGAAGAUUAUUUCACUCUAAAUCACAUGGAUUCAGAAUCUCUUGUACCAAAACUCAGCGUGAUGAUUGAUGAAAGUUUGAGUUUCACUAUCUCUGUCUUUGGGUACUUCAUACCAGGAAGCCACUUUCUGUACGAGGACUUUAGAAGGUCUGUUCGCAAUGUAACUGUGUCAGACCUGCUGCUUAAUCUUCACAGUCUCAUGAUUUGCUCAGGCAGCACAUCAUUAGGUGAUGAAGGAACUGUAAGGCAUGUUGUACCAAUAUUAGUGAAUCCAUUCGAGGGUGAUUCAGUAAACUCUCCGUUUCCUUGCAAAGAAUACAUCAGAGCAAAAAGCUGUUUGGUUCUGAUAAAAUCAGAUGAUGUUGGGGGCUGCAUGUGUAACAGCUGUUCUGACCUUGGGCUCAAGCAGGAAAAAAAGAAAAGAAAGUCAAGGGCAAAGCUUUCUGUUCCUGCACAAGCAAAGGCACCAAUCAAAGGGACAUCUGUUGAAAGAAUCAGACUUGCACUGCAGGAAAGCAGACUGCAAAACAAGCAAUUGCUGAAAGAAUUAGGGAAAAUGAAAGUUGAAAUAGAAAUGAACAGCAAGUCUUUAGACCACGAGCUUGACAAAGACCUACUUUCUAUUAUUGACAAGCAUUCACAAAAGAUGACCCCAUUCAUGAAGCUGUUUUGGGAGCAGCAAAAGAAAAUCUCAGACAGACCCUCUUUUGGUCGUCGUUAUCACCCCAUGAUCAUUAGAUGGUGCUUAUCAAUAAGCUCAAAAUCUGCAUCGGCUUAUGAAGAGCUGAGAGAAACUUUCAAGGAUGGGGGUUUAUUGGAACUUCCAAGCAAAAGGAUGCUUCAAAAUUAUCGAAAUGCAGUUUCUCCAAAGUGUGGCUUCAAUCCUGAUGUCAUUGCAGAUUUGAUUGAUGCUUCUAGAGACUACCAAGGCCUCCAGCGCUAUAUUGUGUUGCUUGUUGAUGAAAUGAAGGUGCAAGACAAUCUUGUAUGGAAUAAACAUUCUGGAAAACUUGUUGGGUUUGUUGAUUUAGGUGAUCCUGACACGAAUUUUGCAACCCUUAAAGAAACAGAUGCAUUGGCAACACACAUGCUGGUUUUUAUGAUAAGAGGGAUUCAGACAAAGCUCAAAAUGUCAAUGGCAUAUUUUGCUACAACCGCUGUCACUGGUCACCAGAUGUUUCCAAUCUUUUGGAAGGCAGUUGGGUUAUUAGAAAUGACAUGCAAGCUUGCUAUCAUUGCUGUUAUUUGUGAUGGUGCAUCAUCCAACAGGAAUUUUUUUAAAAUGCAUGAAGACUUGGACGGAAGAGGAAGUGCAAAUAUUGUUCACAGGACAUUGAAUUUGUUUGCCAAAGACAGAUACAUCUACUUCUUCAGUGACCCUCCACACUUAGUGAAAACAAGCAGAAAUUGUCUACACAAUUCAGGGUCAGGUCGAGGUUCCCGUUUGAUGUGGAACAAUGGAUGUUAUCUCUUGUGGAGCCACAUAUCCACUCUGUAUUACAAUGAUCUAGAGAAUGGUCUACAUUUUUUGCCCAAGCUUACUACUGAACAUGUUGAGCUGACUUCAUUUUCUGUUAUGAAAGUAAACUUGGCAGCACAAGUUUUGAGCCAAACUGUAGCAAACAUUUUAAGAGAUUUUGGGCCUCCUGAUGCAGCAGCCACUGCUGAAUUCUGUGAGCACAUUGACUCUUUCUUUGACUGCAUGAAUGUGAGGUCACUCAAGGAAGGUUAUGGUAAACGGAAACCAUAUUUGCUACCAUACAGAAGUCUUGAAGAUGAAAGGUUGACUUGGCUGAAAGAAACCUUUCUGAAGUACCUUGAGACUUGGAAAAGUAGUAUUGAGAGGAGAGAGGGGACAUUUUCAGAGGCUGAUAAAGCCAAGAUGUUCAUCUCAAAACAGACACAUGAAGGUUUCAUGAUCACGGUGCACUCCUUAAUUGAAACUGUAAGAUUUCUUUUAAGUAGUGGGAUGGAGUAUGUCUUGUCAAAUCGUUUCUGUCAAGACCCUUUAGAAGAAUAUUUUGGAAAACAAAGAGGCAUUGGUCGACGAAAUGAAAAUCCAACUGUGAAAGAUUUUGGAUAUAAUGACAAUAUUAUAAGAGUUCAAAGAUCAGUGUUACAGAUCAAAGGCAAUGUGACUUCUACAAAAAAAAGUUCAGAAAAACGCUGGAAAGAAACCACAGAUGAACCUCUUCUCACAAAAGAAACAAUCAAGAAAAGAAAACUUGACUCGUAAACAGUACAUUAACUCUUAUGAAUUUUUAUAAACAAUUACACUUUAGAACAAAGUAUUGCAAAACAGAAAAACCAACUAGUUGGAUUUGAGGACCUUUUUCGAAUUUUCUGUCAUUUAGUGAUGAAAAAGCAAUUAAAGCGAGUUUAAUGAUUUAAUUAGAAAACCCUGAAAACCUUGCUUACAUUUACGAAAAAAAUUUAUUAAAAUGUUUCAUUUAGUAGAAAGGUAAUUAAAUGCUGAAAUUAAGGGUAACAGUUGGCUUGCUGAAAUUAAGGGUAAAGUUUUGCUAAAUUCUAGGGAAAUAACUUCUUGAGAAAAAAAGAU
This is a messenger RNA of Rhopilema esculentum, 4357 nucleotides long. NCBI's taxonomy places the organism in Eukaryota, Metazoa, Cnidaria, Scyphozoa, Rhizostomeae, Rhizostomatidae. The record is from RefSeq and is a predicted model, not a curated record.